ACACGAACGGCAACAACAACAAGCCGUUCGCAGCCGUUCGUUGCGCCCGGGUCGGUCCAGGGAAUAUACACAUAAAAAGUCUAAAACCCUAUAAUGAAGAAGAAGAAGCAGGAGAGAACUUUUUAGGGCUUGUAGAAUUGGCCUGAAAUCAUGUAACAAGAAAGAAGAAGAAGAAGAAACAUAAAAGAGCUUGAGGAAGAAAACUGGUGCUGCAAUUUCCCCUUCAGUUCAAACCUGAUUCAUAACAAGGAUGGCUGAUGGUGAAGUUGUUGAAGAUUUUUAUGGAGUUUACUUGUUGUACUGCAUAAAUCCACAGUACAAAGGACGCACAUAUAUUGGCUUUACUGUUGACCCCAAUCGCCGUAUCAAGCAGCACAACCGAGGUGUUAGGGCAGGAGGUGCAUAUAAAACCAGUAACAGGGGGCCAUGGGAAAUGGUUCUUAUUGUCCAUGGAUUUCCAAAUGACAUAUCUGCCCUCAGAUUUGAAUGGGCCUGGCAGCAUCCAGAAAGAAGUCGUCGGUUGAGAGGUAUGGGCCGUAAAAAGGCAAAAGAAACAAAAUAUGAAUAUUGUCUACGGAUUCUGGCAACUAUGUUACAAACUAAACCUUGGUCUCGCCUGCCUCUUACACUUAGAUGGCUCAAACAACAGUACUUCAAAGAAUUUCCUGCAGGGAUGGAGGCCCCCAAUCACAUGCCAAUUGCUUAUGGUCCAGUAAAACCUGCAAAGGUUAGAAAGAAUGAAGAGGAACAAGAAAUUGAAGUUUUGGAGGUGACAUGCUUGCUGUGUGAUGAUGCAGUGACGCAAACAGAAAAAAUGAGAUGUCUAUCUACCUCGUGUCAGUUAAAUGCUCAUGUCAGAUGCCUUGCACAACAUAUGCUACAUGGAGAACCACCAGGGACUCUGCUUCCUCUAGAAGGCCCAUGUCCAAGCUGUGGGUCUGUAUUGUUAUGGGGUGACCUUGUAAGACUGAAACGUGGAUGCUAUCAGCAGGAAGAGGAGGAAGUGGAAGAUCAUUGGGUUGAGACUUUAAGUCAGGCUGUAUAAAUGAAAUCACAGUGUUGUUUAUAUGAGCAGUGUAUCUUAGCUAUUCCCACGGUAUGCUGUUUGGAUAUUAAUGGUACUGUGUCAAGUAUAGAGAGCCACCAGGUGAAGAAGUUUCAUAUUGCUUGGAUGCAGGAAUUGGAUUAUUUUUCAAUGAGCAAUACUCAUAGAUUUUACACAUAAUUUUAAAAAUCAUAGUAUUUGGUAUAUUUAUAAUUCUUUUAUCUGGAUAUAAUUUUCUGACUUUCUGUAAAUGUGUUUUAAUCCAUAUAUUUUUAUGUGAUAUUAUAUAUUUCAGUAGAAAAUUCA
This is a messenger RNA of Penaeus indicus, 1351 nucleotides long. RefSeq names its product structure-specific endonuclease subunit slx1-like (gene slx1). Gene Ontology annotation, molecular function: crossover junction DNA endonuclease activity; 5'-flap endonuclease activity. The record is from RefSeq and is a predicted model, not a curated record. Lineage: Eukaryota; Metazoa; Arthropoda; Malacostraca; Decapoda; Penaeidae. The transcript has 6 exons. Bases 251 to 1045 code for a protein of 264 amino acids. Gene Ontology annotation, biological process: double-strand break repair via homologous recombination. Gene Ontology annotation, cellular component: Slx1-Slx4 complex.